Stegastes partitus (bicolor damselfish) is the source of this 1053-nucleotide messenger RNA. RefSeq names its product protein FAM26D-like. The record is from RefSeq and is a predicted model, not a curated record. Lineage: Eukaryota; Metazoa; Chordata; Actinopteri; Pomacentridae. The coding region runs from base 78 to 860 and encodes 260 amino acids. The transcript has 4 exons.
UAUGUAAAACGGGGAACUGGUGGCUUCCUGCCGCUCAGAGGAUACAAGCUGCUGCAGAUGCCAGACGAGCUCCAGACAUGGAGAAGGUCGUGACUAAAUUUGCUCAUCAGCGGUUGGGCGUCUACGCUGCCAUCACCAUGAUGUUCACCUACAACGUCCUGCUGGACCGAGACUUCGCCUGCUCCUGCAAAGCUCAGACCUAUAGUUGCAACUGCUACUUGGCUCUGCCUGUUGUCGUCAUAUUUGUGUUGAUGCUGUGGACCAAUGGGCCGUUUCACAGCGUCUGCAGACACAUCUGUAUAAGACCCUAUCCGGUUUUCAGCUUGGUGAUUCACAUGUGCAGAGCUCUGCUGGUCGGGCUGCUGUGGAUCGCCUUCGUGCUCAUCGAUGGCGACUGGUACGUCUGCUGCAAGAACGACCUGUCGGACCUGCUGGAGCACCUGCCCUGCACGGACCAGCAGAAGCUCACCACCGAGGAGCGAGUGAAGAUUGUUGACCUGAAGAACAAGUCCAGGGUUUGGGGUUCCUUCCUGCUGCUUGGUAUCGUCUGUGUGGCAGCGUUCAUGUCCAUGUUUAAGUUUACCACCUGCUGCAACCCAGAAACUUUAUAUCAGAGGCUGAUUCUGGAGGCAGAAGGAAACAAACUGCAGGAGGUUCUAAAGGAAGCAGCAGAACAGACGCUGAAGGACAACGUGAACAGGAAGAUAAACAACGGACGGUGGGACGAAGUUUGUAACGUCACUGAAACCCUGAUGAACGAACCACCACCACGAGGACAAGCCCUGGACGAGCAACAAGACAGAAACGGAGCAGCAGAACGCCAGGAGGAACAAAUCGAACUGACACCGAGGGCAGAGUGAGAACGUCUGGGCGUCGGAUCCACCAGCAGAAGAAACAACGAUAUAAAAUAACAACAACAAAACGAAAGAAAUACCGAAAGAAACGAGCACGAACUUGAAUCUGUGAGUCUGUGACUGUUCAGACAAAAGAAAACCUUGUUCUGUGAUUUACUGUCGUUAACAGCUGAUUUAAAAUAUUUAAACAAAACCACCA